Elgaria multicarinata webbii is the source of this 7950-nucleotide messenger RNA. It is a transcript of the gene CPEB4, whose product is annotated as cytoplasmic polyadenylation element binding protein 4. The transcript is spliced from 9 exons. Bases 1562 to 3676 code for a protein of 704 amino acids. NCBI's taxonomy places the organism in Eukaryota, Metazoa, Chordata, Lepidosauria, Squamata, Anguidae. Gene Ontology annotation, cellular component: synapse; cytoplasm; nucleus. Gene Ontology annotation, biological process: negative regulation of cytoplasmic translation. The record is from RefSeq and is a predicted model, not a curated record. Gene Ontology annotation, molecular function: ribosome binding; mRNA 3'-UTR binding; translation factor activity, RNA binding.
GGCGGGGCUAAGCAGAACCCUCAGGAUCGACAGUGAGAGGCCAUCACCGUUCUGCCCGCGGCCGGGGGACAGAGAAGGGGGCGUGGCCUCUGCCAGACAAGGAAGAGAGCGGUAGGCGUGGCUUUUCUGAACCGGAAGUGCCGUGCUGCCUCUCUCCAGCUGGUUGUCAUUUCGAUCGGAGGCUUGGUCCUGUAGAGACGACGGCUGCGGUGGCGGCUGAGGCGUCCGGGCCGGAGUGGCGAACCGGCGGAUUGACAGGAGUGCCCAGCGCCCCACGAUUUGAUAGGAGCCCCCCCUCCUCCGCCUCCCGCCCGAUCAACGAUUGUUUUACAUGAGGGGCAAAGAACGACGCCGGGAGGAGCCAAGGCGGAGGAGAAGCAGCCCCAGCAGCAGCAGCCCCGGAGCAUCGGCAGCGGGAGGAAAAGCAGGACCCCUGGGAGCCGCUACCGCCACCAUCUCCGCCUCCUUCUCCUCCUCAAGAGCCAGCAGGCUUGAUACCGCCCCUCCCUGCUCUUUCGCCACUCAGCGAUCCUCGUGACCCUCCUCCCUUGAGAAACCGGCUCCCAUGGGGGAGAGAGGAGCCCGGCUCCCUGCCAGCGCCGUCCCCUCCCCGACGGAGACUGCUUCCCUCCUGAGGCAGCCAGGAUUCAUCUGAAGGACACGCAAAUAUCGGAUCAUAAUAGGAGGCGAGCUUGGAAAAGCAGGAACCACCCAACCGGCAGCAGCAGCAAGAAUCCACCCUUCUCUGCACAACUCACUCUAUACACAUACGCGCAACGCGCACUGAAUGCCGAUGUCUAGAGAUUAAAAAAGGGGGAAAAAAAUCCUCCCCCCUCCCCCCUUCAUGUAGAAAGGCCUUGUUAGAAGGGCAUCCGCAUAGAGCAUAUUAUUCAUAGAGUCCAACAAGGCAAAGGCAGUAGCAGCACAGAUUGGGGUGGGGGGAAGCUCUCCUGUAAAACCUGCACCCCAUUGAAAUCCUGAGGUAAAAUCUUUACAUUUUCAACAGCAAAGACUGUUAGAAUAGAACACAGAUAUAUAUUAGAUUAUAUAGAAUUUAUUAAAUUAUUCCAGAUUUAAAUAUAUUUUUGGAGCUGUGAAAGAGUGAGGAGUGCCAGAUGUCAUGGUAUCUUUUUUUGCAUUAAAGUGUACGUAGGCAGGUUGAAGCGGUUGAUAAGGCAAGAAGUUUUUUUUAAAAAAAUAUCUCUUUUUUGUUUUGUUUCCAGGAGCUUUCUUUCAUCCCCACUUCAUUCUUGUGCAUUUCCUUUUAGGAAAAGGAAACCUCUUAUUUUGUUAACCAAAGAUUUACUUUCUAUUCCUUCUGGCUAUCGGAAGGAAGUUAACACCAAUUGACCCAUGUCAAUAUUUUAAGUGAUCUCACUUAGAAGAAUCCAGGAAUAAUAUCCAAAUCAGAUAUCUCAAGUGGGUAGGUGGAAAAGAAAGGGGUGGAAGAUCUCUGAUAAAAGAUAUUUUUCUAUUCUCUUGCUUUAGUAGAGGAAGAAAAAUAUUUUAAGGUUUGUUUGUUUUUUCUUUCCAGGCGGAAUUCAAAUCCUAAAUAAAAUAAAUGGGGGAUUACGGGUUUGGCGUGUUAGUGCAAAACAACACUGGGAAUAAGUCAGCUUUUCCAGUCAGAUUUCAUCCACAUCUGCAGCCUCCACACCACCAUCAAAAUGCAACCCCCAGCCCUGCUGCUUUUAUAAAUAACACAGCUGCCAAUGGCAGUAGUGCUGGGUCAGCUUGGCUCUUUCCUGCUCCAGCUGCCCAUAACAUUCAGGAUGAGAUUCUGGGGUCAGAAAAAUCUAAAACUCAGCAACAGGAAAAACAAGACUCCCUAGAAAAACAGCAGCUUUCCCCUAGUCAAAGUCAGGAAGCAGGCAUGCUGCCUGAAUCCGAGAAAGCUAAAUCUGAAGAAAACCAGGGGGAUAAUUCUUCUGAGAAUGGCAAUGGGAAGGAGAAAAUAAGAAUAGAAUCUCCAGUGUUAACAGGAUUUGAUUAUCAAGAGGCUACAGGGCUAGGUACGUCAAACCAGCCCUUGACAUCUACUGCAUCUUCUCUGACUGGUUUCAGUAACUGGUCAGCAGCUAUAGCUCCUUCUUCGUCAACAAUAAUCAAUGAAGAUGCGAGUUUCUUCCACCAGGGAGGAGUCCCUCCUGCUUCGGCUAAUAAUGGUGCUCUGCUGUUUCAGAAUUUUCCACAUCAUGUCAGUCCUGGUUUUGGGGGUAGUUUUUCCCCUCAGAUUGGACCCCUCUCCCAGCACCACCCUCAUCACCCCCAUUUUCAGCAUCAUCACAAUCAGCAUCAACAACAGAGGAGGUCUCCUGCAAGCCCUCAUCCACCUCCAUUUACACAUAGAAAUGCUGCUUUUAAUCAACUGCCUCAUCUUGCUAAUAAUCUUAACAAACCACCUUCUCCAUGGAGUAGCUACCAAAGCCCAUCACCUACACCAUCUUCUUCAUGGAGUCCCGGUGGCGGUGGUGGAUAUGGUGGGUGGGGUGGGUCCCAAGGGCGAGACCACCGCAGGGGACUGAAUGGAGGAAUACCACCCCUGAACUCCAUCUCGCCCCUGAAGAAGAAUUUCCCAAGUAAUCAUAUCCAGUUGCAGAAGUAUGCACGGCCCAGCUCUGCGUUUGCUCCAAAGUCUUGGAUGGAAGACAGUUUGAACAGAGCUGACAAUAUCUUUCCUUUUCAGGAUCGCACGAGAACCUUUGACAUGCAUUCACUGGAGAACUCGCUAAUUGACAUAAUGAGAGCUGAAAGUGAUUCACUGAAAGGUCAGUCCUCACUGUUCCCAAUGGAAGAUGGGUUUCUGGAUGAUGGACGUGGGGAUCAGACUCUCCAUAGUGGCUUGGGAUCGCCACACUGCUUCUCCCACCAGAAUGGCGAGCGCGUGGAACGGUACUCCCGCAAGGUGUUUGUAGGUGGUUUGCCACCCGAUAUUGACGAAGAUGAGAUCACAGCUAGCUUUCGUCGCUUUGGUCCAUUGAUUGUGGAUUGGCCGCACAAGGCUGAAAGCAAGUCCUAUUUUCCUCCCAAAGGAUAUGCAUUUUUGCUGUUUCAAGAUGAAAGCUCUGUACAGGCUUUGAUUGAUGCAUGUAUUGAAGAGGAUGGAAAACUCUACCUGUGUGUUUCCAGUCCCACAAUUAAAGACAAACCGGUUCAGAUCCGGCCUUGGAAUCUUAGUGAUAGUGACUUUGUGAUGGAUGGCUCACAGCCUCUGGAUCCACGGAAAACCAUUUUUGUCGGAGGAGUUCCACGGCCCCUACGAGCAGUGGAGCUUGCAAUGAUCAUGGACCGGCUGUACGGAGGAGUUUGCUAUGCUGGAAUUGACACAGACCCUGAGCUGAAGUACCCAAAAGGAGCUGGGCGUGUUGCAUUUUCUAAUCAACAGAGUUAUAUAGCUGCUAUCAGUGCCCGCUUUGUUCAGCUGCAACAUGGAGAGAUAGAUAAACGGGUGGAAGUUAAGCCAUAUGUCUUGGAUGAUCAGCUGUGUGAUGAAUGUCAGGGGGCCCGUUGUGGUGGAAAGUUUGCUCCAUUUUUCUGUGCUAACGUUACCUGUCUGCAGUAUUACUGUGAAUAUUGCUGGGCUGCUAUCCAUUCGCGCGCUGGCAGGGAAUUCCACAAGCCCCUGGUGAAAGAGGGAGGAGAUCGCCCGAGACAUAUUUCAUUCCGCUGGAACUAAGUGAAGACUGCAGCGUGUUCAUAUGCAGGCCUCAAAAUAAGUGCACUCUUCUGUUAUCCUGAUUCCCUUGCCCUCCCUUCCUCUUUUCUCUCUUAUUCAAGAUAGCAUGUCCUACUGUUGUAGUCUGUAACUUAACAAUAGUGUAACAAAAGAAUGACCUAUAACCAUAUAGGUAUUUUGUAGAAUCUUGUCAUUAAACUGUAUUGGGAACUCCUUUUCAUAUGGAUAACACAGUGCAUGGAAGCCAGGUUCUCUUAUCUUUAGUUAUCCAGAGGACACUGCUUUCCUGCUAUCUUUUCUUGAAGGAAGAGAGAACAAUAUUAAGAGAAGAGAAAUGAAAUGACAGAGUAUUUUGUUUUUUAAAUUAAAUUAUUGCUAAUAACAAAAUCAAUAGAAUACUUUUAUUAAAGUAACCAUGAGAUAGGAACACUAUGAAUCUAUUCUGACACUUUGCCCAAACUGCCCUUCCCUCACUGACUCCCCUUCCCUGCCCAAACCUCUGGGAAGCCUGUUUUCUUGCCGCCUAUGAUUUUAUAGCAAUGGAAACAGUUAGCCGUUAACCUAGUAACAGGAAAGAGCAUGUUUAAAGCAACAAAAAUGCAUGAGCAAGGUUUAAAGCAGCAUUAAGUUAAUUUUUUAUUUAAGGGUUCCGAAGCGAAAUUUUUUAGCACAGUCUGUGUGUCUCACCGUGCCUCCGACUUCCCACCACAUUCAAACUUUUACUAAUUGAGUAGGCAGAGCUUAAAUCUGUGUUCUUCAUCCAAGCAAUCACAUUUUAAAAGUUCCCGAAUGUAAAUCCUGGGUCAAUUUACUUCUGGGGGGUGGGUGGGGAGUGCACUUAUUCUUUGUUGUUGUUCUUGUUGUUGUUGUUUUUAAAGAAGAAACUUCAUUAUCAGAAUACAGCCCUAGAAAUCCUACCAAAGCUAAAGUAAUGACAACUAGUGAACUGGCAUGUCCUCUCCUGAAGAACAAAUGUAUAGAUUUUAUUUUUGAUGGUUAUAUAGAACUCUAUAUCCUAAUGUACUAAUGUUAAUCAGGGGCCAGCUUUUGCUCUCCAUUUUGACAUGAAAUACAAGAACCUAAAGAUAUACCUCAAGAUUAUCAUUUUGAUUCCCCCCUCUAAAACACUAGUAAUCCACUCUUAAAACACAAAUCAAAAUUUGGCUGCUUAUUGGGCUUACUCUGGAAUGCGAAAUGAGUUUUAAUCUGCUAAUGAAGCUGUAUCAUAGAAAGCGUAAGAGGGCAACGUGAAGUUUGUUUCCAGGGAUGUUUUGCACUGUUGGCUGAAUGAAUUGGUCUGCAUAUCCGCAAAGAAGAACAUGUGUGUCUUUCAGCAGAGAACAAGUGAGUAUAGGGACUCUUAACAAAGAAUUGGUUUUGGAAUUUAGCAAAGAAAAUUAAGAAUUACAGGGCAUUAAAGUACCCAGUUGCUGAGUCAUGCAUAGGGUGCUUUAAACUAUAAGUGGGGACACAGUACAGGUUAAAGGUGAGGCACAGGGGUGGGGUUGGUUGGCUUGAAAUAGUCACUUGAUGCUCUGUAAAUCUGAGGAAAUGAAGAGGAGUGAAUGUGUUCAGCUCUUAAUGAAUGCCUUUGUAGCACUGUGCAAAACAACCCACUCCAUUGGCAAUCUGAACUGGCAUGGUACCACCAUAGACUCUUAAACCAAAGACUUGCCUUAGCACAGCUACAGAAAAGCAACUCUUCGGUAAGCCCUCUCCCUCCCCAUUCCUUUCCUCUCAAUUAUCUUUGAGGAGCAGUUUUGAUUUCCAAUACAUAAAACAUACCUUGUUAUUUUCCAAAGGUCAAAAUGGAGACAUUUGCUGUCUACUCGUCAAGUAGAGAAAGGGAGCUGCUUUUAAUGAAAUCCCUGCAAAUAUUGACAACAGUAAAUGCAAAUGGAGAGUGCUCUUUUGUAGACUGUCAGGGACCUUUUUCUCUGAAGUACAUAAUUAUAGUUGGAAUAUUCCUUUUAAUUUUUUAAAAUGCUUGUAGGUGGCUUGGGGUGUCUUAUUGUGCCGAUCCUACCCAGUGAACAGGUGAGAUGGGUUACCAUUACAAGAAAUAACACUGUUUGAGAAGUAGCUUUGAAUAAUAAUUUUUUCCCUUUGUACAUGACCUGCUGAAUUUCGGUACAGUGUUUUUGUAGCUAACUUAUUUUGUCAUGCACAUAAUGUAUAUUUGUUAUGCACUACUUUUGUAUAUCUUGUUUUUCCAACAGUGAGCAUUUUUAGGCACACUUUUCACUGACGGGAUAUCUCUUUAUGCAAUACCUCAAUUUUUCAUAUUGCAAAGAGUAGCUUUUUGUACUUUUAUUACUGAGAGAUCUUCAUAUACUUCAUUUUUUAAUAUAAAUAAUUUUAAUAAAUUUUAUUUUCUUAUAUUCUGCUUUUUAUACAUUUCAGUGCUCUGCAUACAUUUUGAAUUAUGGAUGUUGUGCACUGGCAAUGCUAUUUUAGAAUUUGCAGAGAAAAGAAAGCAUGUUGCUUAAACAUCUUUAGCCCAGCACCAGGUAUUUGGUGUACAUAUAAUUUAAGAAAUACUUAUAUGUAAAGUUGAGACUUAAAAAGAAAUUUUUAAAAAGCAUGAAAGUGACAAAUGAGAGAGUUUGUCUUUAGACCCUUGAAAAUUUAAUGCAUAAGCAUAGAGUAGAAGUUUAAAAGUAACAUCCCAAAUUGUCUACCGCUUCUUAAUAGGUUUUUAAAAGUAAUACACAAAUGCAGAUGUUUUUUGGUGAAUGUUUAGCCAUUUUUAAUCUUAACAAAUUGAUGUUAGGUGUUUGCAGAGAUGUGUCUGCUCUUUUAAAUCAUAUUUAAAGAAAUAAACCCAAGCCUGCCCAGUGGUGGGCAUGUAAUGUUAGUAUGCAUGACUAAUAUUAAAGAAAAUGUUAUUCUACUAAUAUUCACUUGUGGUGAUUGUGUGAAAAGCGUGUUUACAAAUUAUUUGGUUACACUUCAAUUUACAGGGCAUAAAUGAUUAUCUAUAUUACUCUGUACUCGAAAUAGUGUUAAUAUAAUAUGUCCUUCUGAUUACAUGGGAGGUGGAGUUGCUAUGUCACUCCAAGCAUAACUAACAUGUAAUUAGUUUAAAAAUCUUAGGGUAUCACUUUAUUUUAAAGGGGUGUAAACAAGCAUGUAAUUUUCUCUCACAAGCAUGGCACUGGCCAUGUACUUACAAUGUAGUUACAGAGUAAUUACAUGGUUAUUUUUGCAAUGUAAAAUAAAGUGUUUCUGAUUAUUUUAUAUGUAAAGGAACCCCCACUGCCCCGUGCUUUUUUGGUAUAUAGUAUCUACUUCUCCAUACACAGACCUCUGCAGAAAGCAAAUCUAAAACUUGCAGUGAAUGACUUUAGUGUUUUAUAAGGAUGCUGUUGGAAAGACUUGAUAAUUCACCCCUUUUUGUUUCUUGAAGAGUUAAAGCCUUCUGUUUUAAAAGGUGAUUUAAAACUUGAAUGUGAUGAAUUGUGGCAAGUUAACUUCAAGUUAUGUGCAAUACUUAUUUCAGACUUCUGGAAGAUCUUUGCAGUGUAAUUCUUUGUUUUUAAUUGCAGACAUUUAAAAAUGUCAUUUUCUACUGUUCUAGUAAAUCCUCUUUCUUGCUGGUGUUUCUAAAGAAAAGAAUCAGAAAUCAAUCUUUCUACUAAUGUAAAUUUGAGAUUAUUUUUUAAAAAAAGGAAUAAAAGAGGUUUUGGUCAUUUGCUUUAUUUUAUUAUCUUAUUUUAAAGCUACUGUGAUUGAUAGCAUUGUAAGAAUUGGGACAAUAUUGUAUUCAACUGUUUUAUUUUUUAUAUUUUUAAAUUUUAAAGUAUAAUUAGUUUUUAUAAUUUUCAUCAGAUUCUUUUGUUAUAUUUUUUGGAAGUGAAACUUUUAGCAAGUGGGUGUCUAGUUUUUACUAAUCCCUAAUAUGUUUUCCCCCAAUGUAAUGCUCAUAUUAUCAGAAGGAAAAGUUAUUUAAGUAUGUCAGUUACUUGUACUACUUGGCUGAAUUUCCAUAUAGUUUUUACUGUGUAUGGGGAGGUUGUAGUAUUUAUUAUAGCAUUUUAAAUAAGGGUAAUUCAUUUUUUAUUAAAGUCAUUUUCACAAUUUAAGUUCAUAUUUUUGUAUGUUCUACUCUAAGUUAUAACACAAGUUUCUUUUUUAAGAGAGUUCAUUUGUUGAAGUGCUAGUGGAAAAUUAAUGUUAUUAAAUAGUUUGCAAAUGACUAUUUAUACCAGUAUGCAUAUAAUUUUUAAAUAUUUGUAAUGUGAGAUGUUGAAUGAAUAAAACUUUUAACUCAA